Messenger RNA from Linum trigynum, 697 nucleotides. The record is from the annotation of a GenBank genome assembly. Lineage: Eukaryota; Viridiplantae; Streptophyta; Magnoliopsida; Malpighiales; Linaceae.
CGCGCAAGGGGAAUCCCCUACGGUAAAAUUGCUCCCUUCCUUUCUCAACGCUUCGGCCUUCCCUCUCCUUCCUCGCCGGCGACGGGGUGAGCAACAACAGCCAUCCGCCAUGGCCUUCUCUCUCCUUCCUGAACAGCGACGAGCGCCUCCAUCCUCAACGGCGACGGGGCGGAGCAGUUGGGAGAAUCGAGGGAAAGGAAGGGAGCGAUUUCCGUUUGGAACAACGACGAUGGUGAUUAGGAUGAUGAUGACAACGACGGGGAAAGAGCGGAUCAGAUCCGCACGCUCGCCGACCGACGAGGAGCAAUUUUGCCGCCGCCGCCGGGAUUUACUUGGGAGAAUCGAGGGAAAGGAAGGGAGCAAUUUUGCCGCAGGGGAUUUCCGUUUGGAACAACGACGAUGGUGAUGAGGAUGAUGAUGACGACGACGGGAAAAGGGCGGAUCGGAUCCGCACGCUCGCCGACCGAUGGGGAGCAAUUUUGCCGACCGACGGGAUUUAGGGCAAUGUCUCGGCGGUGGCUGUCGUUGUUCUAUUUCUGCUUGGGGGCGACAUAUUUUGGGAAUUGGGGUUUUUGGGAAUUGGGGGCGGAUAGGGAUAGAAUUGUCCGUUUAGUUAUUUAGGGCGUUAAAUUUUGAAAACUUAGGGCUGUGAAUAGGAACCCAGUUUCUAAACCUGUAACAAACAUGUGUUUCCAUC